Messenger RNA from Ogataea parapolymorpha DL-1, 1359 nucleotides. RefSeq lists its product as uncharacterized. NCBI's taxonomy places the organism in Eukaryota, Fungi, Ascomycota, Pichiomycetes, Pichiales, Pichiaceae. The record is from RefSeq and is a predicted model, not a curated record. Bases 1 to 1359 code for a protein of 452 amino acids. The transcript has a single exon.
AUGCUUCCCUCGCUUCUGACUUUUCUGGCGUUACUAGUUGGGAUAUUUGGUUUGGAGGAUGAACAUGUGCUGGAAAAUGACAGAGCAUUUCAGACCUGUGCAUAUGUGGCCAACUACGAGAAUUCGAGGUUGUUUUUCAUCUCGCAGCAUUUCACUCCUGAAAUUACAGUCAAGUUCCAAAACCUGCCUGGUGCCACGGUCGACACGCUUUUAAUUUCCGGCAGUGAUUUGGAGCGUGUGAAACUUGAUCCAACGCCAAUGGUCAAGGUUUGCGACGAGAGCGCCAUCAAGAAGAAACUGUGCACGUAUCCGUCUCUUGACCAGCUAAAGUUGCGCAUGACGCUCGACGAACUGAUCGACAGUGAAGAGUUCGAGUUUCCAAUCGAACAUUACAAGUUCAUUCCAUCUGAGCUACCAGACAAUAAGCACAAAUUCGAGAUCAAAAACACGGCCAUUUACUGUGUGAUAUUCACGGCUCAGAAUAUUCCUGCCGACGCAGGAAAUUUGCGUGUUGUUGUCGACUGGAAACAGAGCUUUGGUAAUCUAUUGGUGUCCGACUACCACUACCUGUACUGGGACUUUACGCUUUUCUUGUCCUAUGUGAUGCUUUUUGCCCUUUUUGCCGCAUACUUGUACCGCAAAGUGCGUAUGGACAAAACCAAUGCCAUUUUAUCAAACUCCAUCUGGUUCAAGCAGUUUACCAUUCAGGUUAAGCUCUUAUUUUACAUUGCCGGAACUGCGUUCGGUUUCUUCAGCUCUGUCAUCAUCUACUCGCAGCUCAACAAGUACGGCUACGGAUACUACGGCAGUCUGAGUAUGAUUCUCAUGAACGCUUGUAUGCUCACUUUCAGCGCAACAUUCACGGUAUGGAUCGUGUACAACUGCCUGAUUAUCUCCUCGGGGUUCCUAUUCUUCAGCAAUAUGAAGAGCCCGAAGAAGCUGAGAAUUUUCAGAGCCCUAUGUGCGUUCCUCUUCCUUCAGCUUCUUCUUUUUGCUGUCGAAGAGUCUUCGGUAUAUUCUAUUCUUGGAGGCAGGGCCUCUUUCCUUAGUGACUUUAUUUUCGUGCAACUGGUUGUUGUGUACUUCCUCUGCUGCUACUACGCAUGGCAAACUCACAAGCAGCUCACCAACCGGAGUCUGCGUACAAAGCUCCUGCUCACAUUUGCCCUGCUCACAAUCAUGAGCCUGGUCGAAUUAAUUUUGAGAGGAAGAGUGCUUUACGACUACGUGAACGAGCUCUUCCUCGAAAUGGCCAAUGUCACCACCACGGCCUACACUCUUAAUUACCUCAUCACCAUCGCCCUUGUGCUGAUAUGGAAAGACACGAACCUGCAAAAUGGCGAGCUCUUGGCGAAAUAG